Molecule: messenger RNA, 2381 nt
Organism: Patella vulgata (common limpet)
Lineage: Eukaryota; Metazoa; Mollusca; Gastropoda; Patellidae
Exons: 9
Coding region: 102-1025 (307 amino acids)
Source: RefSeq, a predicted model, not a curated record
UAUUGUAGGGCAAUCGAUUAGAAUUUGACGAGGUUGAAUCUGGUGCAUCUGUUGCCGACAGUUGUUUAAGUUUCGGCACAAUUCGUGUCACCAUCAUCACUAUGAAGCGUGGACUAAGAACUACAACCAUGAAAACUUGCGCACUGUUCCUGCUGAUUACAGCAUACUUUGAAAGCAUAGUGUGUCAGGAACAAAUUUCUACAGCAGACUGGGCUGCUGUCACACAAACCAAUCCACGUGUACUUGUUUUGUUUUAUGAUCAAUCAAAACCUCCAAGUGAAGAUAUUCAAAAAUUGUUUACCACAUAUACAGCACCAACUGGUUUUACUGGAGAUUUGAAGGUAGUCCAGUCAACAGAUACAGUAUUAGCUAAUAGUUUUGGUAUCACUGAAUUUCCUAGUGUUUUAUUUAACCGAGAUAAUUCUCCUGUACCUUAUGAUGGUGAUAUAAAUGAUGAAGAACUGUCUGAUUGGUUAAUACAAGCACAGGAAGUAGCUACUAAAGUAUUAGUUGAUUUAACAUUUGAACAUCAGACACAAGCUAUAACUGGUGGUACAACAGGUGAUUGGUUGGUUGUAUUUUAUAAAGAUUCAUGUAGUUCAUCUUUAACAACAUUUGAAACAGUAGCUGUCAGGUUGAAGGGUAAAACCAAUGUAGCUAAAGUUAAUAUAGAUGAAAAUCCUAAACUUGUUAGUAGAUUUGCUAUUACUAAAUGUCCUACAACUAUAUUUUUCCGUCAAGGAACAAUGUAUCGUCAUGAAGUAGAUAAAUAUACUGUGAAGAUUCUACUGUCUUUUGUUCAAGCCUGGUACAGAAAUAUGAAAGCUGAAAAAAUCCCCUUUGAACCUACAGCCUUCGACAAAGCUACAGAGAACAUUGCAUUAUUUAUAAAAAAACAGUUAAAUGGACCUAACCGUAAAAUUAUACUAGGUGUUGGAGGAGGUAUUGGUGGACUCCUAGCUUUAAUCAUAUUAGUCUGCUGCUGUCGUCGUGCAAAAUCACCUACGAAAGAAAAAACACAAUAAAUUAUUUAAUAAUAUCUUAGUUAUUUUAUUAAUAUUUUUAUGCAAUCUAAUUCUCAAACUGCAUUUCAUAGAAUCUGUCCAUUUAUUAAGUACUUAAUUUUUCCGAUUUUAAGUUUCUGAUGGUUAUUUUUAAUCCCUUGCAAACAACAGUAUAUUGAAAGCUAAAUAUCCAAAAAGAAUGUCAAUAAAUAAAUGGUUCAAUUUCAUUCAGUAUUCAUAAAGAUGAAUUGAAAAUUUGUCAACAUUUGGUAUUCUCUGCAGUUGUUAAACGGGAUAUGGACAAUUUGCUAAAAUCUGUUUUUAAUGUUCAGGAUUGAAUCCAUCCUUGGAGAUUAUCUACCUUUGACAUUUUGAUAAUUUUUUCUUAAUUAAAUGUUAAAUAAUCCUUUUUAUAUGCCCACAUAGACACAGUAUAGAUAAUCAGUUUGAUUACUCAGUACUUUUGAAAAAGAUAAAUGUGCAAUUAAUCAAUAUGUUUGUUCAGUUAAGACCAUGGUAUUCAAUGUUCCCAAAAUAAGACACAUGCAUUAAAUUAUUACAAUUAAAAGGUGGGUUGUCAUCUUGGCAACAACAGUAGUUAGUCUUUUUAAAAUGCAAAGACUUAAAUGCAAUAUGGUUUACAUCAAUAUCAACAAAUUUGAACAUAAAGAAUAAAACACUAGAAUAUAAGAAAAUUAAAUGAAGAGUUGCACCCCCUCCCCCCUCCACCGAUCCCUCAGCUUUAAUCUUUUGUGAAUCUAUUGACUAGUCAUACUCAAAAUCAUUUUAUCUAGUGCAUAAUGUAGGCCUAUGUAUUAUUAUGUAACUUAUAAAUAAAAUUCCUGUCUUCAUUAGCCUAGUAGGAGCAGAACAGUAGGAUGUUAAACUCCAUAAAUAAAAUCAUCAGUGUUCCAUUACCACUGUUAUCCAUGUCCUGUCUUGCGUGUAAUAUUUAUUCAUCACAUUUUUAAUGUGCUUAGAAUUAAGUUUCUACUGCAGUGCUUUAGAAGUGGAAUAGUUUUGGUAUACAAAUUGUCUAUAUAUGCUUGCAUUUACUGGUGAUGGUGUAAAUGGUUUUUUUUAAAAAAUUAUUUUGUGUUUUAUUGUGAUAAUUACAAUCAGAUUAAAAUACAGAUCUAUAUUUUGUUUUGUGUUUUUAUACUUUUAAUGGCCUCUAAUGAAGUAAAGACAAUUAAUUUUUUUGAACUAUAAAAAAUGAAGUGAAAUAGGAUCUGUGUUUUAAUCUGAUUGUGAUAAGUACAUGUUAAUGUAUUCAAGGCAUAAUUCAAAUUUAUUGAUGCAAUGUGUAUGUUUGUUCCAGUGUCAUCAAUUGAAAACAUUCCUUGUUUAAUUCAAUAAAAUUCUGUUUUUAUGGUU